AUGUUUCUCUCUCUUCCUUCUUCUUCUUCUUCUUCGUUUCUUCUGUUCAUUUGUCUGUUUCUUCUCUCCAUUUUCACAGAACCUCCCUGCAGCGCCGCCCAAUUACUCCCCAACUCCUCCUCCUCCGGCCAUUCCCGCCAUAGUCAUCAUACCCCCCGCCAGCUCUCAGUUGAUUACUACUCCAAGUCCUGCGCUGAUAUUGAACGCCUCGUUGGCGCCGUCACCUCUCAGCAGUUCAAGCUCACUCCAGUCUCUGCUCCGGCCAGCAUCAACCUCUUCUUCCAUGACUGCUUCGUUGAGGGUUGUGAUGGGUCGAUAUUGGUGGCGUCGACGGGCGGAUCGAAGGCCGAGAAGGAGGCGGAGCAGAACAGAGAGCUGAGGGAAGAAGGUUUUGAGAUAGUGAAGAAGGCGAAGGAAUUAGUGGAGAGCAAGUGCCCAGGCGUUGUGUCUUGUGCUGAUAUUCUCGCUGUUGCUGCCAGAGAUUUUGUUCAUUUGGCAGGAGGGCCAUAUUACCAAGUAAAAAAGGGUCGAUGGGAUGGAAAAAUAUCCAUGGCUUCUAGAGUUGGAAACAACCUUCCUUUUGCAAAUUCCACCAUUGAUCAACUCAUCAAGCUCUUCGCCUCCAAAGGCCUUACCCUAGAAGACAUGGUUGCUCUCUCAGGUGCCCACACCAUUGGGUAUGCCCAUUGCAACCACUUUGUGACCCGCCUCUACAAACCCGACCCAAGCAUGGACCCAAAACUCAUGCACGCAUUGAGGAUGUAUUGCCCCAGCUAUGGAGGUUCAAAUGCUGUGGUUCCUUUUGAUGCCGCUACUCCAUUCUUGUUCGACAAUGCUUACUAUGGGAACCUGCAGAAGAAGAUGGGUUUGCUGGCUUCGGAUCAGGCUUUGUUUUUGGAUCCGAGAACUAAGCCGUUGGUCGAAGCAAUGGCCAAAGAUAAGCAGAAGUUUUUCCAAGCUUUUGCAAGCGCAAUGGAGAGAAUGAGUUUAGUGAGAGUGAAGAGAGGGAAAAAGCAUGGAGAGAAGAGGAAAGAUUGUAGUAUGCAUGCGUGACUAUAAUUCAACGUAGUAGUAUGUCCACAUAAAGAAUGAAAUUCUCUUAUUUGUGUUCAUAUAUUAAGAUUUUCUGUGAA
Molecule: messenger RNA, 1133 nt
Organism: Neltuma alba
Lineage: Eukaryota; Viridiplantae; Streptophyta; Magnoliopsida; Fabales; Fabaceae
Product: peroxidase 19-like
Exons: 3
Coding region: 1-1053 (350 amino acids)
Biological process (GO): hydrogen peroxide catabolic process; response to oxidative stress
Molecular function (GO): peroxidase activity; heme binding
Source: RefSeq, a predicted model, not a curated record